Molecule: messenger RNA, 1897 nt
Organism: Owenia fusiformis
Lineage: Eukaryota; Metazoa; Annelida; Polychaeta; Sabellida; Oweniidae
Source: the annotation of a GenBank genome assembly
GAUUAUUUCAAAAGUGAAAUAUGUUUUGUGUACAUUUGAGAGUUCUAGCAUUGAAUUCACCCGUAUCAAUGCGUUGACUUAUUCACAUGACUCUGAGAACGCCUUGUUCACAUUCCCUUGGGAUGGAUGUUGUCUGAUUUGUACGCAAAUAGGGAAAGAUUGUAAAUGAUACAGAAGAUACCGAGGAGCAGAUAACAAAUAGAGCACAAAGUGUACAAUGUAGUAUAUUGAAUUAAGAAUUGUCAGCACAGUAAAACAAACCAAAAAUGGUUUUUGCUGAGUUAAGUCGCACAACUGUUGCCUUCAUGGCUACAAGUAUUGCUUCCAGUGCCAUGCAUCAAGUGUUUAACUUUUACUACGUGAAGGUAUUCUUGGAUAGAUAUCACAUCUCAGAGCCAUGGUUCCAGUCUGCUCAAGUGAUUUACAUGGUCUGGAAUGCUGUGAAUGACCCACUGUUUGGUUACCUACAGGACAAUGCACAUUGGGCAUGUGUAAAGAGUAGACGUCAUGCAAUAUUGUAUGGUGGUCCUAUAUGGGCACUUGCCUUUCUGAUUCCAUGGUUCCCAUGGGUCGAGUAUGAACACGGGAGUUGGCUUUGUGCUCUACACUUAAUUUUAGCACUGAGUUUCUAUGAUGCAAUGUUCACAUUUGUACUUCUAGCACAAGCUUGUUUAUUUACAGAGAUAUCAUCUAACUUUAAAAAACGUGUUGGUUUGAUGCAAUGUGCUCAAAUAGGCCAACUCAUAGGAUCUGUUUCAGUAUUCAUAUGUGAAUGGACAUCUCAUAAUUUAACUGACUAUACAGCUUUCCAGUGGACGUGUUUAUUUAUUGCCUGUAUCGCAGGGCUAUUGUUGGUAUUCACAGGGAAAAAUGCACACACCCAAUAUGAUCUCAACCAAACUGCGCUUAAACCCAAAAUAACAGUUGACAGCCACACGACUCCUAUGUCAUUGGAAGUUGAGGUGCAAGCAAACAGCGAAUUUAUGGACAGGUCCAGUAAGCAAUCAGUAUGGAGUUUGACAUGGCAGAUUUUAUUACAGAAGAAUUUCCUUAUAUUUGUACUGAUAAAUCUUGGUCAGGAAUUUCAUCGAACAUUUUGCUCUAAUUUCCGAGGAAUAAUUAUGGACCACCUAAUUCCUGCAGGUACCAUUGAGGGGACGACAAGAAGUGUGCUAUAUGGUUCAUUAAUGUUCCUACCCCCAAUUCUAAAUAUCAUGGGUGGUCAGGUAGUAACACGUAUUGGAGCAUACAAAGUGUACAGAAUGGCAUUCAUUGUGAAGAUAGGCCUUGGAAGUGUGAUGUUUCUUAUUGGCAAUACUUGGAUGUCCCUGCUUUUGGCAUUCCUUAUUAUUGACAGUGUAUUGACUAGCAGUGUAACGAGUCUGAUGGGCAUUUGUCUGAGUGACAUCAUAGAUGAUGAUAUGGCAGUAAAUAAAAGAAAGCACCCAAUGUCUUCAAUGGUGUUUGGAACAAAUGCUUUAAUAACAAAGCCAGGGCAAUCUCUGGCUCCGAUGAUGACAGUGUGGAUCCUGAACAUGUAUGGGUACAGUGAACUAAACAAAGAGAAAGCCAUGGACAGCAUCUCACCUGUUGACCUGGAAGGACUACACGGUGUAAUGUUUAACUUGGUGUGCUUUGUGCCUGUCAUAAUUGGGAUGCUACAGUUGUCUAUAUGGUCGAUGUAUGGCCUGAAGCGGACACAUGAGCCUUCUAUUAUUCCUAAACAUAUAGAUACAUAGCACUCAUUUUUCUCACCAGCAUUCCUCUAAACUUGGACCUCGGUUUUGAUAAAAUAUGUCGGUGGUUUUUCCAGAAUUGGAUUAACUGAGUUCUGUACCCUGUAAAAACCUAAAAAAUAUAUGCCAACCUGUUGGAAAUCUGUUUGAACUCUGUCAAA